Molecule: messenger RNA, 5846 nt
Organism: Ctenopharyngodon idella (grass carp)
Lineage: Eukaryota; Metazoa; Chordata; Actinopteri; Cypriniformes; Xenocyprididae
Gene: wdr17
Product: WD repeat domain 17
Exons: 30
Coding region: 192-4115 (1307 amino acids)
Molecular function (GO): protein binding
Source: RefSeq, a predicted model, not a curated record
CCUCUCCCACACGAGCAGCCUGCACCAGUCAAUGAGCAUGUUCUCUUUUCUACCCCCAUUUUUUUCACAUACAUACACUCGCACAUUGGGCAACAGUCGCACACAGACUAUUGAAACGGCUCUUUUUCUUGUAGUCGCUAACGCGGAGCCCUGUUUGGCUUUGCGUCUGUGAAGGCGAGAGGAUAAAAGACAUGGAAAGCCUGUGCUGGUUCAGCAAAUAUCACAAUGAACCAAAGGUAAAGAUGUCUCAGGUGAAGCAGGUUGGCCUGCUGGCCGCUGGAUGUCAGCCUUGGAAUAAAGACGUGUGUGCUGCCAGUGGGGAUAGGUUUGCGUAUUGUGCCACGCUUGCCAUAUAUGUGUACCAACUUGAUCACAGAUACAAUGAGUUUAAGCUGCGAGCAAUCAUGUCUGAACACAAGAAGACAAUCACAGCUAUAUCGUGGUGUCCACACAACCCUGAAGUGUUUGCUAGUGCGAGUGCUGAUAACCUGCUCAUCAUUUGGAACGUGGCCGAGCAGAAGGCCAUUGCACGGCUAGAUAACACCAAAGGUAUUCCAGCUUCUCUAAGCUGGUGCUGGAAUGCAGGUGACAGCGUUGCGUUCGUAUCCCACCGGGGUCCUCUGUACAUAUGGACCAUCUCUGGGCCUGACUCAGGAGUCACUGUGCACAAGGAGGCUCACAGUUUCCUCUCGGAUAUCUGCCUGUUUCGCUGGCAUCCGUUGAAGAAGGGAAAAGUGGUGUUUGGACACACUGAUGGCAGUCUGUCCAUCUUUCAGCCAGGCUCAAAGAAUCAGAAGCACGUACUGCGGCCCGAGUCGUUAGAAGGCACAGAUGAAGAGGACCCCGUCACAGCUCUAGAGUGGGACCCUCUCAGCACAGACUACCUACUGGUGGCCAACAUGCACAAUGGCAUCCGACUGCUGGACUCUGAGUCUUUAUCCUGCAUUACUACCUUUAGUUUCCCUAGUGCUGCUGCUUCCGUGCAGUGUCUGGCAUGGGUGCCCAGCGCCCCUGGCAUGUUUAUCACAGGGGAUUCUCAAGUUGGCGUGCUAAGAAUAUGGAACGUAUCGAGAGCGACACCUCUGGAUAACUUCAAACUGAAGAAAACCGGCUUCCAUGCACUUCAUGUUUUAAAUUCUCCGCCAGCAAAGAAAUCGUUUAGCUCAAAUUCCCCUUCCAAGAAUCACUACACCUCCUCCACUAGCGAGGCUGUGCCUCCACCUACUCUUUCACAGAACCAGGCCUUCUCUCUCCCACCCGGCCAUGCUGUCUGCUGUUUCAUGGAUGGGGGUGUCGGGCUGUAUGACAUGGGUGCCAAAAAGUGGGACUUCCUGCGGGAUCUGGGUCAUGUUGAAACUAUCUUUGACUGCAAAUUCAAGCCAGAUGACCCAAACAUUCUAGCUACAGCUUCAUUUGAUGGGACGAUAAAAGUCUGGGAUAUAAACACCUUAACUGCUGUGUACACAUCUCCAGGCAAUGAGGGAGUGGUUUACUCUCUGUCCUGGGCCCCUGGAGACUUGAACUGCAUAGCAGGUGCUACGUCAAGAAAUGGCGCCUUCAUUUGGGAUGUUAAAAAGGGGAAAAUGAUCACAAGAUUUAAUGAGCAUGGGAAGAAUGGUAUUUUUUGUGUUGCUUGGAGUCAUAAGGAUUCCAAAAGAAUAGCCACAUGCAGUGGAGAUGGAUUUUGCAUAAUUCGAACCAUUGACGGCAAAGUGUUGCACAAAUACAAACAUCCAGCAGCAGUGUUUGGCUGUGACUGGAGUCAAAAUAACAAAGAUAUGAUUGCCACAGGCUGUGAAGACAAGAAUGUUCGAGUCUAUUACCUGGCCACCAGUUCUGACCAGCCACUAAAAGUCUUUACAGGUCACACGGCCAAAGUAUUCCAUGUGCGCUGGUCACCUCUCAGAGAGGGCAUACUGUGCAGUGGCUCAGAUGAUGGGACUGUCCGUAUCUGGGAUUAUACCCAAGAUGCUUGCAUUAACGUGCUGAGUGGCCACACUGCUCCAGUUCGGGGUCUCAUGUGGAACACAGAGGUGCCAUACCUUUUGACUUCAGGGAGCUGGGACUACACCAUCCGUGUCUGGGACACUAGAGACGGCACAUGUCUAGACACCGUAUAUGACCAUGGAGCUGAUGUCUAUGGUCUGACAUGUCACCCCAGCCGUCCAUUCACCAUGGCUUCCUGCUCCAGAGAUUCUACGGUCAGACUUUGGUCACUUACGCCUCUAAUUGCUCCCUUAGUGGUCAACAUCCUUACUGACCACAGUUGGGAUGACAUCAUUGGCAACACAGAUCGUGCUAUGGUUCCUGGAGCCCCUCCCCUCCUGUGUGGAAAAGUUUCCAGAGAUAUCAAACAGGAGCUGGAUAAACUCUCUAGCGAUGUGCGCAUGAAGAAGCUCAGAUGGUUCUCUGAGUGUUUCUCACCACCAGGAGGGAGUCAUAACCUGUGGGAUCUGGUUGCUGUUAUCAACGGGCAGGAUGAUAGUCUUCUUCCUCAGAACUAUGGGCAGGGCAUCAUGCAUAUGAAACACCUGGUCCGCUUCAAAACUUCUGAAGCACAAGAGCUGACUAUAGUAAAGAUGUCAAAGUUUGGGGGUGGGAUUGGAGCACCUAGUAAAGAGGAAAGGCUCAAGAAUGCAGCAGAAAUCCACAUCAGACUGGGUCAAAUCCAGAGAUACUGUGAGCUUAUGGUGGAACUGGGAGAGUGGGAGAAGGCUCUUUCUGUGGCCCCUGGUGUCUCCAUGAAAUACUGGAAAAAGCUCAUGCAAAGGAGAGCAGACCAGCUCAUGCAAGAAGGCAAUGAUGAUGUCAUCCCAUACUGCAUCGCCACUGGUGAGGUGAAAAAGCUGGUGAAUUUCUUCACCUCUAGAGGUCAGCUGAAAGAAGCUGUGCUGGUGGCUCAGGGUGCUUGUGAGGGUAAUAUCCAUGGCCCUCAGAUCACAUCAAUAAACAAUGCCGCAAACUCAGACAAUGACAACAUAGAAAAAUACUGCGGGAUGUUGCACAGAGUGUGUAAAGAGCUGGCAGAGUGGUAUUUCCAAGAUGGCCGUGCUGUGUUGGCAGCUUGCUGUCAUCUAGCUGUAGACAACACAGAAUUGGCUAUGGCGUCUCUGAUCAGAGGCAAUGAGCUGGAGCUGGCAGUGUGUGUGGGCACGGUCCUGGGAGAAUCAGCCAGUAAAGCCACCCACUACGUUCUGGAGCUCUUGGCCAGGAAAUACAUGACCACUGCCACCUGCUUUCCAUCUGUGGCAUACAGGGAUCUUGCAGCCAGAUUACUUCAGAUGAUCCCUGAUAAUGAGAUCUUGUUAGCCAAACUGUGUGCCUUCUACCCUGGCAGCUCAGCCGAAAUCAACGACCUUCACGAAAAGUGUGGUCUACCGUCUUUAGAAGAAUGUAAAGAGCUUGCUGAGAAUGCACAUGCUGAGGGAGAAAUCUUCCAAGCAGUAAAGUAUUACCUCCUGAGCCCAGAACCAGAAAAGGCUCUUCCCAUCGGGAUCACAUAUGUCAAAGAGCAGCUGAGCUCUCCUGACUGGGCGGUGGACUCUGUGUACCACAUCCUAGACCUGCUGAGCUACAUCAGAACAGACCGUCUUAUUCUCCCAAAGUGUAGUGAAGACCGCAAUGAAUUGCUUAUUCUCUGUGGUUAUAUUGGUGCACUAUUAUCCAUUGGGAGGCAGUAUUCAAGUAUAGUGCCAGCACUGUAUGAAUACACAAGUCAGCUGCUGAAGAGAAGAGAGGUGGCUGUACCACUGCAGAUAGAGCAGUUGUCUGUAGAGUUGGAGGCCUGGAGAGCCUGCACACAAUCCCUCAAAGUGGCAGACGACAGCUCAUACGCGCCACCAUCUGAGGCCCAGAAAACAGAAUACAGUCAGCUGUUGAGUCGGAUGAGAGACGAGCCCAUCAAGGGCCUAGAGGGUCCUGACUAUGUCACUGGCUCUAACUUGCCUAGCCACUCUGACGUCCAGAUUUCCUGCUUCACUGGCCUCAGGAUACAGGGUCCAGCAUUCUUCCUGGAAGAUGGCAAAUCAGCCAUUUCACUAAAUGAUGCCCUGAUGUGGGCAAAAGUGAACCCUUUCUCUCCAUUAGGGACGGGUAUACGCCUCAACCCCUUCUGAGUACAAAUACAACAAAUGUGAGCAGUAUUCUGGCUGGUCUGGCUCUGGAAUGACAGCGUUUGGAAAGGGGACAACAUUCCCGUUUUUUCUCAGAAAGUAUAUGUCAUAAAACAGCAGAAUGUCCAAUUGUUCAAAUCUACAUUUUUUGAAGUUUUGCCAUUCCAUGCUGUGCUUAUUACAUUCAGGAUUGCAGUUUAUAUGCAAAGAAUCACAGUGAAAAUGCUGCUGUAGUGAAACACAGGGCCACAAGUAAGACCAACAGCACAAAUGCAUGUGUGAUAUUUGUUUUAUACAACAGUUCCAUAAGCUGAAGUUAAUAUCAAGUAACGCAAGUUGUUCAGACAGAAUUUGCUCAGUUUUGUUCCAAAAAAAAGGCAAAGCACCAAGUUUUUCAUGUCGAUAAGAAAUGCACAGACACUACUAACAUAGGCAAUCAAAGUGAGAUGAAAAUCUUGGAAUGCCGGCCAAUCAAAUUAGUGGACCAGAACUAACUGUUGUAUAAAGAGAGUUAUGCUGGAUACAGUAAUGAAUGUUACAUAUGAAGCAGGAUAUUUAAUGCCUUUCUUCCUCAUCCUAAAACACAAGCGGGUUCAGGUAUUCGGGUUUAGGUGUUAUGACAAGGUCUUAGGGUUGCGGUCUAUAGCCCAAAGAUUGUAAUUCUAGUUACUGUUUAGUUGGUACUGUCAGUGAUAUUAUGAAGUAUACGCAUUUGCAUUAAGCAGUCUGAAUGUUUUUUAGAUCUAACUUUUAUUUCAAGACUUGAGUACAGGGUAUUCAUCUAUACGUUUUUGUUUGUUUGUUUGCACAUUUGAUUUCAUGAAAAAUUAGUUUUUCUGCUUUGACACUGAAACCGUUUGUCAUGUCUGUUGUCUGUUAUAUAUGGACUGAAUAUCUUUACUGACUAUUGAAUAUACACCUUAUUUUAGUAGAACCAAAUAAGAUAAUUAAGAGUUAUAACCUUAUAUUGUAACAAUGACUAUUUAAUGUUUCUUCAAUUCAUUCAGUAACUAUUAUGAAUGGUUUUACAGAGCAGGUCUGGGGCCAGAGGUGUAAUAUUUAUGUUCUAUGACAUUAUUUACGAAGCGUUAAUACACAUUAAGUCUUGCAGUUACAUUCAAAAUAUGUUUAGAUGAACUUAGGCAAUAAGUCUGAGAAAGUGCACAUAUGGAGUGAGGAUAUAAAACAUUUCUGCUGACACAUAGCUAUACAUUUGAAGUGUAUUUCUGAAGUUAGGAAAUAAAAGACAAAAGUGUCAUAUGUAUUGCUAAAAUCAUCAGUUGCAAUGGAAACUUGUCGCACAUAGCCGAGCAUAUAAAAUAGAAUUAUUUUAUGAAUGUUUUUGGUUUUAUGUUAGAAAAAACAGAUACAGAGACUAUUUUCAUCAAAUGUGAAAUGCACUGUGAAAUGUAUUUAUUUGUAUAUAGUUUUGUUCUAGAAUUUACGUCUAAAUAUAAGCUCAAAUGGGUGUACAUAACAUAUUCAUAUGAUCACUGUUCAUACGCAACAGAGGACAGGUAAAUGUUAUAUAUUUAUCCUGGAGUUUAGUCAGGCAUCAGAUUAAGCCAGGACCUUUUCAAAUUCUGCAUGUUCCAAGUGUCUCAUCUAUUUAUUUUGACUGAUGAUAUCAUAAAAGCGCAAGGCGAGACAUAUAAGAACUGGCAAUUACCUUCUUUUCUGUGACUAUGAUUUGAUAAUUGCUAUUAAAAAGAUCAAGUGUACAGGAAAUCUUAA